CGUGAAGCGUCGCGUCGCGCUGUUCAAACCAAAUUAAUUUUUUGUUUUGAUGUGGUUUCUGUGAUACGAAAAUGGACAAUUUUCAUUUGCAGCCAUCGCAUUCCCACCAAGCCGAUCGUGAGAAAACGGAAAAAAUGAAACUUGCCAGUCAGGUGAAACAUAUUCCUAAAGAUGCUCAGGUUAUAAUGUCAAUUUUAAAGGAACUCGGUGUUACCGACUAUGAGCCAAGGGUCAUCAAUCAGUUGCUUGAGUUUACUUACCGAUAUGUUACCUGUAUUCUUGAUGACGCUAAGGUGUACGCGAACCACGCUAGAAAGAAAAUCAUCGAAUUGGAUGACGUAAAGCUAGCUAGUCAGAUGAUUCUGGACAAGGCAUUUACGAGUCCUCCUCCAAGAGACGUCUUGCUUGAGAUAGCCCGUAACAAAAACAACACCCCAUUACCGCUAAUCAAAACCCAUUGCGGUCUCCGUCUGCCACCGGAUCGUUACUGCCUGUCGGCAUGCAAUUACAAACUAAGGGCGGCGCAGCAGCCUAAAAAGAUGACCAAGUCAGCUAUCGAAGGACGAUCAACAGUUAAAUCGAAUGUCGGUAAAGGGUUCGCUUCCAGCGGCGUGAAACGUCCCCCGGUUCAAUCCACACCGAAAACGCAAAAUGUUUCUAUUCCCAAACCGGUGUUCAAGUUUACCACAACUGCGAAAACGCCUACGAUAAAAUCGGAAAAAGGUAUUGCCGGUAGUUCCAUGGUUGGUACGGAUAUUGGCCCAGGUGUCAUCGAAAUAAAAACCGAAGUGGAAGAUCCGAUGCCGUUUGGUGAUUCGGAAAUUGGCGGUAAACGCAAGCGGGAAGAAGACGAUUUUGAAAUAGUUCAAUAGUUAUUCAUACGAUUUGCAUUUUACUACUAAAUAAACCUACCUAUACUAUAUGAGGAAAA
Messenger RNA from Uranotaenia lowii, 931 nucleotides. It is a transcript of the gene Taf9, whose product is annotated as transcription initiation factor TFIID subunit 9. The record is from RefSeq and is a predicted model, not a curated record. Gene Ontology annotation, biological process: RNA polymerase II preinitiation complex assembly; DNA-templated transcription initiation. Gene Ontology annotation, molecular function: protein heterodimerization activity; transcription coactivator activity; RNA polymerase II general transcription initiation factor activity. Gene Ontology annotation, cellular component: transcription factor TFIID complex; SAGA complex. The coding region runs from base 72 to 872 and encodes 266 amino acids. The transcript is spliced from 3 exons. Lineage: Eukaryota; Metazoa; Arthropoda; Insecta; Diptera; Culicidae.